This is a messenger RNA of Gongylonema pulchrum, 885 nucleotides long. The record is from the annotation of a GenBank genome assembly. NCBI's taxonomy places the organism in Eukaryota, Metazoa, Nematoda, Chromadorea, Rhabditida, Gongylonematidae.
AUGAGAAAGCGAACUUUUCCUCCAGCAUGCUAUUUUGUAACAGUUAAUGUACUGGACGAGAAUGACGUGGAACCACGAUUCCCUAAAAAGACCUACUCUGCGAUAGUGAUGGAGAACAGUCCAAUUAACACAUUUGUUAUCAGUGCUCAGGCCUUUGAUGAGGACUCAAUGCUGGAAUAUUCGUUGAUGAUGAACAGUGAGUCGUCGGCUUUGUCGUCAUUGUUACGAGUUGAUCGGGAGGGCACGGUGCGCAACGUUGAACCAUUGCUAGGCCUCGAAGGGAAGUACCAGUUUGCAAUAAUUGCUCGGGAUGGUAAGCACAACGGUGCAUCGGCGACCAUUUUUCUCACCAUUUUGCCGGCUUCCAAAUGUCAACCUACUUUCCCGGCUACAGUACAGGAUGUUGUGUAUGUUAAUGAGAAUGAAUUUCCUGGUUCAGUGUUGGCACAGUUUACUGCUGAAGUGUCGAGCAGUGAUUGCCAACUAACAUAUGCAAUAUGGAAUGGUACCAAGUAUGUGAAUGAGACAGAAUUGUUCAUGAUUGAGCCAACGACAGGAGAACUAAAGGCGAAGACGUCAUUCGACUGCGAAGAGCAAGACCGCCACGCUGUACGUGAAUUUUGCAUAGCCAUUAAAUGUAGACGUCUACCGAAAUUCCCCAAAACUGCUGAAUAUUUUCUCGUCAUUGCUGCUAUAAGCGGGGAUUUAUUCGUGCAGCUGGAUGUGGAAGUUCGUGUCAUCGAUCAAAAUGAUAAUCCGAUUGAAGUUAUCGAUGACAACGUUCUAUUCAGCAUACGGGAAGAUGAGGCUGCAGGUGAGUUGUUUGACUUUUUACGCUCGCAAACCGUUCUGUCCUAUUGUGACUAUAUCUGGACACAAUCCUAA